Messenger RNA from Guillardia theta CCMP2712, 768 nucleotides. RefSeq lists its product as hypothetical. NCBI's taxonomy places the organism in Eukaryota, Cryptophyceae, Pyrenomonadales, Geminigeraceae. The transcript is spliced from 6 exons. Bases 1 to 768 code for a protein of 255 amino acids. The record is from RefSeq and is a predicted model, not a curated record.
AUGUCCACGCGACAGUCGCUGGAGCCUGGGUUUGUUCGAGAUGUUGCAUGCGAGUGGGUUCCUCCCACCUUGUCGCCGCCACAUGCUCACAGGCAGGCGAUCAGCAUGCCUGAAGCCUCCGUAAGGAACCCGCCAGGCGGACCAAACAGAACGAAGAGCCGAGUCAUGCCGACCAUGCAGACGAGUCGACCGCCUGAGGCGCAGAGCCUCUCCGUCAUGGACAAGCAAACCUUCUCAAGCUCAGCCAAGAAGAAGAUGAUUCGCAGGGAGAAGAACAAGGAGCAGAGCUUGACCUACUCGGACCUUCACCUCAUGAGCAAGGACGACCUGGUCCUCUUCGCUCUCCGAGAACAAGAGAGGAGAAUGAUAGCUGAAAGGAAGCUCAAGAGCUUUCAGAUCCCCUACGGAAGCCUCCCAGCCCCGACAUCUCCUCCAGCUCCAGUCCAAGAAGACGUGACGCAGGCUCUUCAAGUCAGCCAGUCUCAGCCCAGGGCUCCGCCUCCUCGCACUCCAGCACAACGGAACUCUCGAGCAGCUCCCAAGCCGAAGGGCAGCAGUGUGAAGUCAAAAGUUGCUGCUGACUCUGUGACCGUCUCCUCCUCUUCCUCCUCCUUCGCUUCUUCCUCCAAGAUCCCCGUUGAGGUCCGUGGAGGCAUCGAGAGCAAUGAGGGAGGAGGGACAACGGAAGACGUCGAGUUCAACGACAUACUGCGAGACUUCGAGUCUGCUGUGCUCGAAAUCACAUCGCGUCCUCCUUCAACCCUCUGA